UAUAUUAGGGAUAUUUAUUCCGUUCAGUUGGCUCCGGAUAAAUUAGAAUUUGGCCAUGUUUGUGAAGGUCCGCAUGAUUGGGAACAACGUUAUGAACGUAAAGAUUUUGGAGCGAAGAAACACCAAGGAAAGGUCCGUUGGGGUGAUAAACAUGGAGGAUAUGGUGAACAUUAUUGGGAUUACAACCACGCUGGCCACGAUGGUGAUGGCGACGGUGAAGAAUCACAAGCCGUAGAAGAAUAUGAAUCAUAUGAACCAAGUGAAUCUAACGCUAAAGCAAUCGUUAAAAAUAACAAUGCAGGAAUACGUGAGUACACUCCCAGAGCAAAACGUCAUGAACAUUUAAAGGAAAAUAUGAAAUUUGUAUAUGAUCCUGAGACAGGAGUAUUAAUGGAUGAAGUAUCGGGGAAAAGGUUUAAAUUACAACCUAUACAUUAA
Messenger RNA from Chrysoperla carnea, 438 nucleotides. RefSeq lists its product as uncharacterized. The annotation marks the transcript as partial. The record is from RefSeq and is a predicted model, not a curated record. The transcript is spliced from 3 exons. Lineage: Eukaryota; Metazoa; Arthropoda; Insecta; Neuroptera; Chrysopidae.